GGUCUCACAUUUGACUUGGUUUUUAUUCAGGUAAUGCAAUUCUGCUGCUGCCUUUUUGAUAUCCUUCGCGACACAUAUGAACUUAAUGAGGUAAUGCUUCGGCGUGCUUCACAGGUCGGAGCAGGCGGUCAGGCCUUCGACUUGUCACCAAUUGGACGUGCUACUCACGCCUGCAACAUCCACUUGAAUCCUAGUUGUGCCCCCGAUUCUAGUGGCUCUGUGGCUCUCGGUUCUUUGGGGCACAGUGAAAGUUCAUGUUGCUUAAUUCACACUUCAAGCAGCGCUCUUACUGCCGCCCCACCAUCAUCUGCUCUCAACUCCCUUUCCUUUCCAGCAGCAUCGAUAAAUCAUGUUGAAUUGAAUAUGUUCACCUCUUCUGGCCAUACUUCUAUUCCUACCUUAGUCGCGCCCAUCGGUUCCUCGAUUGGAUUUGGCAACCAAUCGAACUCUGGCCCAUGGGUAGCUGGUUCAGGUUAUGGGAUUGGGAGCUCAUCUGUCAUUCGCUCAACAGGACCCAAGUCUAGCGGAAUAAAUGCGAGUAAUUGGGCUGGAGGCGGCCAACCACUACACCAGUUGUUGCAAGCACAGCAACAAGCUCUACAGGCAGCGAGUGGGGAAGAUACGCACGCUCUUCUUGAUCUUAUGCAUCGUAUUGCGCAUGGCUAUCGCACUUCACCCGAGCUUCGACUGCGCUGGCUUUUGAAAAUCGCAGAUAAACAUGCUGAAGUGAAUUCCUUGCUCGGAAAUCCAGCCGAAGUGGCUCAGUGUCUGCUACACAGUGCGGCUCUCAUAUCCGAGCACUUGACCACACCCAGAUUUAGCUUCCCACAUUCAUGCUCUUCGACCUCCUGGACCACUGGUCGACUUGAUAUAGAAGACAGCAGCGAAGGUUCCAUUGCCUCUCCUGUCUAUGGACUGCAGGCUACCGGAUGUGCGGGCCUUCUAGAGGCAUUGUGUCAGCCUAACCUCGCCGAAGAGAGCUAUGUUCUCUCUAGUGCCUUUGCAGCUACCACAAACGCUUCUACUUGGUCCUUUAGCGGUAUCCACCCCAACAAUAAUCCACCAUCAACACAUCCUGCCUCCUCUUCUGAUAUGACCCCUCUUUUGAACCUAGACGCGCCAAGCAAAUACAGGUGUCGUGAGCAAUCUCAUGACGUGGUACUGUCUUGUGAUGGAGGUGGGGCUGGUUGGUUCAGUUAUGACGGCUUGUUGGUUUUAGCCUUACGCACAGCUGAAUGGCUCGAUCUGGCUCGUCACUAUGAGUUGGUACCUCGUAUUUACGCCCGCCUCUUUGGCCAACUUGAGGCGAGAGCUGACUAUUAUCUUCUGGCUGAACUACACGCCCGCAUGCAUGCCGCAUAUAUUCGGCUGAGCCAGAUGCAGGUGAGCCUGCAAUAA
Messenger RNA from Protopolystoma xenopodis, 1398 nucleotides. The record is from the annotation of a GenBank genome assembly. NCBI's taxonomy places the organism in Eukaryota, Metazoa, Platyhelminthes, Monogenea, Polystomatidea, Polystomatidae.